CUCUUUGACAUCACAUUCAUGCCUGUUCUGCGCAGUUUGCUUGAAAUGCAUCGUAUGUGUGUUGUGUCACGUAGUAUACUUCACCUUUGCACAGAGUUUUUGUCGCGCUCCUCAUUAUGAAAUGCAUGGCUUAUAAAAAUAGCAUCGGAGGAUCGUCAGAUGCGUCGUAAACCUAAACAAGCUGGACUUUCCUGGUGAGGCAACGCAAACGCGAACUUGAACUUCUUCCUUUUAUUUUUGUACAGAGGCGCAGUCAUUGGUCACACAAGGUAACUCUUAAACAUGGCCUGGUCUUUGAGAUGUUGCCAUAAAGACACACCCCUCGAAGAGAUGAACGCUGACCUAUUUUUUACCACAGUAUCAGAUGGCUCAAAAGAAAGUUCCACACCGAUUUUGCUGGACAUGUCCCGCUCAAAAUCGGACAGCGGAAAGAGGCCAGUUAAAAUUCGUCCACCGAGCCCAAAAACUGCUCCAAGGCAAACAGCAGGCCGCAGCCUGUCAUGUGAACCACCAACCAAAUCCAUCAUCCAGAGGCGCACACAGUCUCUUCCAUCUCCAUCAGAGAGAAGGAGGCUUAGUCGCCGAGCCAGCGUCCGGUUUGUGGACUCUUUAGGGUUGGACCUGGAAAAUGUCAAGGUUUUCAAAAGCGGAGAGGACCCGUUUGUCCCUGAGCAUGUUCUCUUCCGACUCUUAAUGAACGCAGAGUUAGCCUCAAGUAAGAGGAUGGAGAUUUCACUACCAUAUUUGAAACCGAUGUUCUCAGUCCAGCCAGGUGACUGUUCAAACUUCACCGAGCGUCUGUGUUGCCAGCACGUAUGUCUGGAGCGGGUUUUGUGCUACGAGCCUGGAAUUAUAGGGAUCGUUCAAGUUGUAAACUUGGCAUUUGAGAAGGAAGUGAGUGUUCGCUACUCUUUUACAAACUGGAAGAAUUGCUCAGAAACCAAGGCUUACUGGGUUGCAAGCAAAUCCAUUUCAAAUGGGCCAUGCUGUGACAAUUUUCGAUUUCAUCUACCCGUUCCUCCAUAUAUCCUUCACCCUGGAGCAGUGCUGGAGUUUGCCAUUUGUUAUAAAGUAAUGGGCAUGCAGUUUUGGGAUAACAAUGGUGGGCAGAAUUACAAAUUAACCUGUCAGAGUUAUAACCUGCCUGUGCCAAAGGAAUGUGAAGACAGUAUGAUACACUUUAUCUGAGGACACUGAUUUGUAUAUAUGAAACUUUUUUUAAAGCACUGUUUCACUUUAUAUUUUGCUUGCAACCACCAGCAUUUUCACUGUGUAAUAUACAUUGCUGACCUUCUGAAAGUCUUGCCAUAGUGUAUUUCAUUUGUGAUUAACGUGAAGCCAUGUGAAAUAUGAGAUUUUUAACUUCACAAUUGUGACAACUGAACUGUAGCACUGAGAGUAUUACUGUAUGUUGACUUGAUAAUGCAAUAUAGAUUUAAAAAGUGCCUUUUACUGUAUUUUUUUUACAUUUCAGGUUCGCACUUACUUGCGUGAGGAUGUUAUUGUCACUAUGUGGUACGUUUUCAUAAUACUUGUGGAUAUUGUAAACACAGAUGUUGAUAGAAUAAAUAAGGAUGGGUAAUGCCACUUGUUUUGAAGAACUGAUUAAAAAAACUAUUCAGCAAUUCUUUUACCGCAUCACAUUGUCCUUCUCAUAAAACCUUCAAAAUAAAGCCAUAUGUAGGCACAAACUGCUGUUUAUAAAGUGUUGCAGGGGUGAUAUAUUUUUGUAGGUCAGAACUCAGAAAUUAGCAUUUUAGCACUUCCGAUUUCAUAUGAAACUCGAACUGGCAUGAGAAAAGUUUUUUAUUUUAUUAUUAUGAUUUUUUUUUUAAAUGCUUGAAAAAAGCUCUUUUGUCAAGAUAACCAGGCUAAUGCAAACUAUACUGGCUUGAACUGCAAAAAUGUCAUCACUACAGCAUUCUGUGUUUUUUAUUUUAUGUGUUUUUAUUGUAAGUUCAGUCUGUUAGUGCCAUGAUUCAGGUUAUAACAACAAAGUUAUUUGUAUUUACAAUAAACCAUACUAAAAGUCA
Onychostoma macrolepis is the source of this 2033-nucleotide messenger RNA. It is a transcript of the gene ppp1r3da, whose product is annotated as protein phosphatase 1, regulatory subunit 3Da. Lineage: Eukaryota; Metazoa; Chordata; Actinopteri; Cypriniformes; Cyprinidae. The record is from RefSeq and is a predicted model, not a curated record. Gene Ontology annotation, cellular component: protein phosphatase type 1 complex. The transcript is spliced from 2 exons. Gene Ontology annotation, molecular function: protein phosphatase 1 binding; glycogen binding. Gene Ontology annotation, biological process: regulation of glycogen biosynthetic process. The coding region runs from base 283 to 1188 and encodes 301 amino acids.